GGGGAAGAACUUGGCGGAGGGAGCCCGAAACAAACAAAGCACUUCUGCCGCUAAGCGACACCGGUUUAACGACAGUCAUGAACCAAUCACAAGAAGCACUUCCUAGUUCAAAGCGGAAGAGCCCGCCGCCAUCUUUGAUGUGGGCAACCAGCUGGCUGUGAGUGCGCUAGCUUGCAAGGACAGAGGUCAGAAGUCUGCUCGGCCAGUGGCAAUGGUGCUCAGGAGGCUCCUGUUCAAUUUACUCAACAACCCUCAGCUGAUCGAGAAACUCGCCGAGUCCCGGCCCAUCCGCAGAGCCGCGCAGAUCACCGCCUUCGCCAUCACCAAGGCCCAGCUGACCGGCAAGGACGCGGCACAGCGCAUGCUCCGCUCUGACACGGUGCAGCAGCUGAAGCGGGAGGCGUCUGCCACUGCACCGGGUCUGGGGGAGAUGGGGCGCAAGAUGGGAAGGAUCAGGGAAACAUUCGUGAAGGAGCUCAAAACUGGGAUGGAGGAAGUAAAGGGGCAAAUGAAGAGGAAGAAAGGCCAGUGAUGCACUAGGAGCUGAGGAAGGUUGUCAGGCAAGUCACUGUAGCUGGUACAGUUGUCAGCCGUACUUUACUGAUCCUGCCAUUCAGCUGUUUCCUGACUGUGGUGCCCUCUAGCGGCAGUGAAGCCAGUUACAGCCGUCUAAUCACGUUGGACUUGAUGCACAAAUGAGACAAUUCUAGAAUGUGCAAUAAUUGUACAUAAACAUGAAGAAAAUG
Molecule: messenger RNA, 746 nt
Organism: Bufo bufo (common toad)
Lineage: Eukaryota; Metazoa; Chordata; Amphibia; Anura; Bufonidae
Gene: NCBP2AS2
Product: NCBP2 antisense 2 (head to head)
Exons: 2
Coding region: 212-532 (106 amino acids)
Source: RefSeq, a predicted model, not a curated record